This is a messenger RNA of Coregonus clupeaformis (lake whitefish), 1079 nucleotides long. RefSeq lists its product as uncharacterized. The record is from RefSeq and is a predicted model, not a curated record. Bases 166 to 951 code for a protein of 261 amino acids. The transcript is spliced from 3 exons. NCBI's taxonomy places the organism in Eukaryota, Metazoa, Chordata, Actinopteri, Salmoniformes, Salmonidae.
UAAUCGUGGACAUGAUGUCAAGUCUACACGGUGUAAACAUCAGCUUGAGGACUCUUAAAAGUAAACUGAACGAAGCCGGGUUGUACCGCAGAAAGGAUUAUUCCUCGCCAAACGCCGUGAGUAACGCCAUCAGAUUUGAACUUCGUGGACCUGGACAACUACUCAAUGGGACCUAACUAUAUGUGGCACGCAGAUGGUUAUGACAAACUUAAGCCAUUCGGUUUGGCCAUUUCGGGAUGCAUAGAUGGAUUUUCACGUAAAGUAUUGUGGCUUCAAUGUGGACCAACAAAUAAUAACCCAACAGUGAUUGCUCACUAUUUCAUGUCAUGUGUGCGAAAACUCGGUGUCAUCCCCAUGAGACUGAGGACUGAUUGCGGCACUGAGAACGGCAUAAUGGCUGCAAUUCAAUGUACCCUACGCCACCAUCACAGUGACUACUACUCUGGAGCGUCCAGCCACAUGUACGGCUCAUCUAUAAAUAACCAGCGUAUUGUGUCCUGGUGGUCUAUAUUUAGAAAGGGAAGGUCUCAGUUCUGGAUGGAGUUAUUUGCCGACCUUAGAGAUGCCGGAUACUUCAACGGGAGUCAUGAGCAUCAAUGCCUAUUGAGAUAUUGCUUUGGUGAUGUUAUUCAGAAGGACUUGGAUGAGUGUGUGAGACUGUGGAACAGCCACAGGAUUCGCCCUUCCAGAACAGCAGCAUGUCCAGGAGGAGUGCCCAAUGAACUCUACUACUUACCACACAGGUUUGGCUCCAGAGACUGCGGAUUUCAAAGUGAACAAGCUGAACUGGAUGCCCUUCCUGAGGCUAGCCUGUCAAUGACUCCUUGUGGGGACCCAAACAUGCAGGAGUACUUGGACUUUGCCAUGGAACACAAUCAGUUACAGAAGCCAGACAACUGGGAGUCUGCAUCCGAACUGUACAUGAAACUAAAAGAAAUGGCUCAGCUAUGAAAUGAUCAAAAAGGGAGGGUUUUUUGUAGUGGUGGAAUACUGCUGUCUGUCUGAACACAAUAUUUAUGAAUCUGUCACCCAAAGCUUAAUUGUUUUUAAGUGUGAAGUAAAUUAAUCAAAAAUAGUAA